Molecule: messenger RNA, 4402 nt
Organism: Grus americana (Whooping crane)
Lineage: Eukaryota; Metazoa; Chordata; Aves; Gruiformes; Gruidae
Gene: CEP57
Product: centrosomal protein 57
Exons: 11
Coding region: 97-1593 (498 amino acids)
Cellular component (GO): centrosome
Molecular function (GO): identical protein binding; gamma-tubulin binding; microtubule binding
Source: RefSeq, a predicted model, not a curated record
CAGUCAAGUGGGACUUCAUCGACGCGAAAGGCGCCGCUGCCGCCCGGGUGUCGCGCCUUAAAGGGACAUGCACUAGUGCGGUGCUCCGCCACGGACAUGGCGGCGGCGCGCGGUCACCAGCGCACGGAUGAUCUGCACAAAACUCAUAACUCUGUGUCAGCAACAGAUGGACUCUCUGCAACUUCAUUUAUAGAAUAUCCAAAGUACAAGCCAUUUAUUAAUUCAGAUUUGCUGCGGUCCCCACGGAAACCAGUAAUCCCAUAUCCUGAAAGCAACAGCAGAGCAAUAUUUUCUGCUCUGAAGAAUCUCCAGGAAAAGAUUCAUCGACUGGAGUUGGAACGGCUUCAGGCGGAGGAGAAUGUAAAACACCUCAGCAGAGAAACAGCAGACUAUAAAAAAGUACUAAGUGAACAAAUGCGACACAAAGAGCAUGACAAGACUGAAGUGUCAAAGAAAAAUCAAGAGCUGGCUUCUCAGCUGGCAGCUGCUGAGUCUCGGUGCAGCCUUUUAGAGAAACAGCUUGACUACAUGAGAAAAAUGAUCCAGCAUGCAGAAAAUGAGAAGUCACAUCUCUUGGAAAAACAGGGUUCGUUGGAGAGAGAUCGGCUUCUUGAUCAAUCACAUGUUCAGUCUAAAUUGGAAAAGCUGGAUAUGCUGGAAAAAGAGUACAGCAGACUUACUACGAUGCAGUCCAUAGCAGAGAAAAAAAUGAAAGAGCUGGAACUGAAACUUCAGGAGGAAGAACACGCGAGGAAGCUUGUUCAGGAAAAAGCAGCUGAGCUUCAGACAGGCCUGGAAACCAACAGACUACUGAUUCAAGCAGCAUCACCGUUGCUUUCUCCAAAAGCAAGAAGACCCAGAAAGAAAACUAAACAGCCAGAGAAGAAAUGCUGUCUUACAAGCCAUCUCACUACGCAGCCCCAUUACAGACUGUGUCUGGGUGAUGUGCCCUUUGUAGCUGGGAAGUCUACCAGUCCCAGUCAUUCAGUUGGUGCCAAUGUUCAACAUGUCCUACACCUGAUGAAACAGCACACAAAAGCUUUGUGUAACAGUCGUGUGGUAAAUGAUACUCUACUAGCAAAAUCUGUCAGUACUGAUCAUCCUGCCAGCAAAAGCAGAAAGUCAUCUCUGCCAAAGGAAUCUUCUUCAUCCCGGGAAGAGCUCUCAGAAGUGCUGCUGACUUUACAAGAUGAAUUUGGGCAGAUGAGUUUUGAUCACCAGCAGCUGUCAAAGCUUGUCCAGGAAGCCCCAACCAUUGCAGUGAGGGAAGAUCUGGAGAGGGAACUUGAGGCACUAGUGGGAAAGAUGGAAGCAAAGGCAGACCAGAUCAGCAAAGUCCGGAGGCAUUGGUUGCAGCUAGAGAGACUUAAGCGAGAAUGCAAGUCCAAAAAGACUUCUGCUAAACAAAUAAAAGACAGCAAGUUCCCUGUUAGUGAGGUUAAAGUAACAACUACAGUAACCACAAAAGGGAAGAAUGCUGGUCCCAUCAAAGUGAAACCUGGAGAGAAGAGUAGGAAAAAUCUUCAGUUGUUGAGAGACAUGCAGACCAUACAGACUUCGCUACAGAAAGAUGAUGUCAGCUGGGACUACUGACUGUUCUGCAGGAGAAGUUCGUGAUACCAUCCCGGUCAAACUUCCUGACAUUCUGGAUAUAAAGCAGCUGCCUUUCUUGCUAUGUGAAAGAGAGUACUGUAUGCUAAGUGCACUUUUGAAAUAUGGGCCCUUAAUUCUCCAUCCCUGGGUUUGAUUGUAUAUAUUACAGUCUAGUUUAAAACACAUUCCAUUUUUAAGGUACCCAGCCACUGAAUGUAACCAUAGGUCUCCAUCAGUUCCUUUCAUCUGGUGGUUCCAGCAGUCCCUCCUUUUUCUGAGCACCGCACACUUGGGUGGGUUGGUGCGUGUGAAAUGCCAGUGCAAUUUCACGCUGUUGUUGAACUGUGCAUUGGGAGGCUUCUCAAGAUGCAUCUUGUUUGAAAACGAUGCAGUGAACCGAAGUCUUCAGGGCUUCUGUCAGUUCUGUUCUGUGUGCAGCUGCAACAACUCAAACGCUGAGUGUCCAAGGCAGAACAGGUGACCCUGGUACGACAUUAAAGGUGUUCAAUGGAGUUCCUCAAAAACCCUUCCUAGUUCUUGUCCUGCUGCAUUGCAUUGGUCAGCAUUGAUGGCAGUGGAUGCUUGAGUACUUGGAAAAGGAGCAAAGUAACUUUUCUGUAUUAUUUUGCAUAAUGAUUGAUUGAAUUCUUUUCAAGUCUGAAGAGUGAAAUUUUUCUACAGAAAUCCUGCUUUAUGACAAAGCUGUAGGAUAGGGGACAGUAUCCCAUCUCCUAGUCCACAGCUUUGGGUGGUAAAGGAGUGAGACAGAUAAACCACAAGGGUUUUAAACUGCAAGUGCCCCAAUCAUGCCCUUCAGUCCUGGCAUCUUGCUUUUAACUUGAAAUAUGCGCUUUGAUGAGCUAUCUACUUUGGUAGUGGUGCAAUUCAUUUUGCACUCUUGACUUGCACAGCUGAGUAAAUGUUAUUUAUUAUGUUAAUAAUGUAAAGAAUUUCCUAUUAAUGGAAUGUACAGAAGACCGAGAUUAUCUGUUUAUACAGUUGAAAAAUAAUGCCAGCUUGCCUGUUGAAUGAAUAGUGGGAAAGCUGUACUUCCUCUGACUUACCUCAGUGGUUGCUGCAGCACCGUGCCCCAUCCACUGUGCUUUUUGUGGUGAUGGACACCUCCCUGGUUGGGGUGAUGAAUACGAGGGGUUAAGGUGAGGCUCAGGGUUGUCUACCCUUGCCUGGCACUAAGGGGCAGGGACUGUAGGGUCAGUGCAGGCAGAAGGGAUUUCAGCUUUAAUUAUCUGUAGGUGAUCCACCCUCAUUGCCCCGGGGCACAGAGGUUUUAGCUGUGCUGGUGGGGGGGGAAGUCAGAAGCUGUUAACCAGGCCUGGAGCCAUCUCCAUUGUUAGAGACAUGGGCUCCAGGUAGCUGGAGUUACCACUUGGAGAGCAGCUCACCCCAGAGGUUCCUAAAGAUCAGUAGCUGAAGCUGCACUCAGUAACUUUCCUUUGGAAGGAUCUUGGGAUGGGCUUGCUCAACAAUGGGAUAAAACUUCAGCACUGCUGGAUGCAGCUCCCUAAUGACAGAAGCUUAGGAGUACUUCAGGCUCCAUAUGUGCUGCACACAGGGAAUGAGGUGCCCGAGGUAGAAUUAAGCCUACUAGGGGCAGGAGCUUCAAGGAUCUGGAGCAGGCAUUGAGUUGAUCCUAAAUCAUCCCAGUGAAUUCAGGCUUAACAUGAGUUACACAGAAAAAUGUGAAGCCUCCUUUUACACAGAAGUUACUGUGCUGAUGCACUGUAAAGUGCAGAAAUUGUUUGGGUUUUUUUUUUAAUUGUGAAAGUAUUUUUGUAAUAUUGAGCAGCUAAGCACUGUAUCUGUGUUAAUACCAGUCUGUAUAGGGUAAGAGAAACUUGUCCAAAAAUGAAUUUUGUUUUCCUGUCCUUCUAAGGUUCAGAGUUUGAACAUUAUUAGCAUUUUGCAAGACUCUCUGCAGAAGAAUGAGAGAUUUGGAUUUAACAUACUCAAUUUUCAGUGCUAUGUUAUUCAUAUUUGCAUGUCCUACACAUCCUUUGGAGAACCACAUAGUUGAAAAUAAGAACACAGAAACUUUACCCACUUAUCCAUUUUUAUUAGUGUUAAGGAGACCAAACAGCUUUCAUCAAGAAACAAAAUAUACACACAUAGUCAGUUUGCUAAUAGAGAAUAAUAUUAUGAACCAUCUUAUAUAGUGAUUGUACGUAAGAGCAGAUCUGCUCUUUAACCUUAAAGCAAAUCCCAGUCCUUCAGAAGGUAUUUUGUGUAGAUUCUUUGCACUGUUGACCCACAGGGUCUCAGGCCACCCUGUAACAAAUGCAGUGAUGCUGUACAGCCUGUUACUCAUUCUGUCAGGAGGCGGCUAUAGAUUUCUCUGAAAAUUCUGUGGCAGAGCAGGCAGAAAUGGAGACAGCAGGGGGAAAUUGGGGUUACUGCCUUGGAAGGAAUGCAGCUUUUGUAAGGUAAUUCCUAAUUUGUAAAUGGGUGCACUCUUGUACUCUCUCAGAAAAUACUUCUCUAUGGUGGAAAAGAGGCCAUGUGCAGCAGUGUGCUGAUGGGGGUACUAACAGGUGAGCACACUCUGGGAUCCUGUCAUAAAACAGCAACACAGGAACUCAGAGUAAGCAGUGCCCCUCUUCCUCAGGACAGAGGGGAAACAGCCUGGAAUAAAGACCUUGCACACACAUCACUUCCUUUGCUGUAAGCCCCUUCUCCUACAACCCCAUACUGAUCUGUUUGGAAGAGCCAUGGGGCAGUCAUGGUUUCACCAAGUGUGUUUUUAUUUCCACUUCUGCAGUAAAAUUUUGUAUUAAAAUUGAAUAUGACUUAA